Rotaria sordida is the source of this 951-nucleotide messenger RNA. The record is from the annotation of a GenBank genome assembly. NCBI's taxonomy places the organism in Eukaryota, Metazoa, Rotifera, Eurotatoria, Philodinida, Philodinidae.
AUGAAUCAAGAUCCAAAUAUGUAUCAUUCAUCACAACAAGGUACUUAUCCAUCAUAUCCACCUCAACAACCAGGUUUCUUUGGACAACAUCCACCACAACCAAACACUUAUGCACAAAAUUCAUCAACACUCGACGAUAAACCUGUGCCUCCAUAUGUUGAUCCAAAUACAGCCAUCAAUCCUGAGCGAAAUCAAGUAUCAUCUCAACCGUCGCCUCCUGUGGUGCCACGUAGUCUACCACUUGUGGCUGCACAAUCAAGUGGUGGAUGGGGUAAAUUUAAUGGUCUUGAAAAUAAAAAAAUUCGUCUUGCUUUUAUUCGAAAGGUCUAUGCCAUUCUUUUGGUUCAAUUAUUGGUCACAUUUGGUAUUGUUUCAAUAUUUCAUUUUACACCUGCAGUUCGCGACUAUGUACGAUCACCUAAGGGUCAAUGGGCUUAUUGGACAUCUUAUGGUGUAUUUAUUGUAACAUAUAUAACAUUAGCUUGUUGCAAACGUAUUGGACGGCGAUUUCCAGUUAAUCUUAUUUUACUUAGUCUUUUGACAUUGUCAAUGGGUUAUAUGAUGGGUAUGAUUUCAGCAUAUUUUAAAAUUGAAUCUGUAUAUAUUGCUGUUGGUCUAACAUGUUUUGUUUGUUUUGGUGUAACAAUAUUUUCAUUUCAAACAAAAUUUGAUUUUACAUCAUGUACGGGAGUUUUAUUUGUUAUUUCAUUGGCAUUGUUGGGUUUUGGUUUUGCUUGUAUUUUUACUUAUUCAAGAAUUUUGUAUACAGUUUAUGCUGGUAUUGGAGCUGUAGCUUUUUCGAUUUUCUUGGCUGUUGAUACGCAAUUGAUUAUGGGUGGAAAACGUCAUGAAAUAAAUCCCGAAGAUCAUGUAUUUGCAUCAGUUAUGCUCUAUCUUGAUGUUAUUUAUAUAUUUAUGUAUAUUCUCAUGUUAUUUGGCAAGCGUGAAUAA